Messenger RNA from Paramecium primaurelia, 201 nucleotides. Lineage: Eukaryota; Ciliophora; Oligohymenophorea; Peniculida; Parameciidae. The record is from the annotation of a GenBank genome assembly.
AUGUCUGCAAGAUUAUUAACAGCAGCCUUUAGAGGAAUUAACAUUCAAACUUAUCCUGCAUCAAUUUAUACUUUAUCUACAUAGAAUGAAUAAUAAUAACUGGUGAAAGUUAUAGUUCCAAAAAAUCUCUUUGAGAUGCCAGUCGUUCACUAUGCUGAUUAAUCCAUAGCUAUACUUGAUAAGAAACCAACUCCUAAAUGA